Salvia hispanica is the source of this 1122-nucleotide messenger RNA. The record is from RefSeq and is a predicted model, not a curated record. NCBI's taxonomy places the organism in Eukaryota, Viridiplantae, Streptophyta, Magnoliopsida, Lamiales, Lamiaceae.
AUGCCAGACCUGAGAGUAUUUCCUUCUCUGACAGAAUUGCAGCUUUCGAACAAUAACUUUACAGGCUCCAUACCUGUCAGUAUUAGUCAACUCUCCGAGCUUCGAGUUUUAGAUCUUUCUGGUAAUGCUUUGGAAGAUUCAGUUCCUCUAAGCAUUGGCCAUCUCUCCAAGCUUCAAGUUCUAGAUCUUUCUAAUAAUUCUUUGGAAGGUUUAUUCAGUGAGUCCCACUUCUCCAAGCUUCAUAAGUUAAAGGCACUAGAUCUAUCUUCGAAUUCAUUAAUCUUGGAUAUUGCCUCUAAUUGGUGUCCUCCUUUUCAGUUGGAUAGUUUAUGUUUAGUCGGGUGUAAUGUGGGCCCAUAUUUUCCAAAAUGGCUCCAAACUCAGAGGAAUUUGGGAAGACUUUAUCUCACUAGCGCCAACAUACGAGAUAAAGCCCCCAAGUGGUUAGGAAGAGAUGCGCAAGUGAGAUGCAUCGAGAGGGAGCGGGAGGCUCUUCUUCGCUUCAAGAAUGGCCUCAUCGAUGAGCAUGGUAUGCUCUCGUCAUGGCAAAUUGACGAAUGCUGCAGAUGGUAUGGUGUUGUGUGCAGCAACACCACUGGCCAUGUUAUUGCCCUCCGACUUCAUAGAAAUGAUAUGUUCGAACAUGAUCAAUAUUUGAGAGGUAUGAUUGGCUCUUCAUUGGUUGAGUUGCACCAUUUAAAUUAUCUUGACCUUAUUGGGAAUGAUUUUGGAGGCAUUCCGAUCCCAGAAUUCAUUGGUUCCAUGAAACAAUUACGACACUUGAAUCUUUACUGGUGUAACUUUUCUGGAAGCAUUCCUUCUCAGUUAGGGAACCUUACCAACCUACGCUCCCUUGACCUUAGUCAGAAUGAUUUUGGAGAAAUUCCUAUCCCAAAAUUCAUUGGUUCCAUGAAACAUUUACAACAAUUGUCUCUUGUGUAUUGCCACCUUUCUAGGACCAUUCCUCCUCAGUUAGGGAACCUUACCAAUCUACGCUCACUUGACCUUAGUAUGAAUGAUUUUGGAGGCAUUCCGAUCCCAGAAUUCAUUGGUUCCAUGAAACAAUUACAACAAUUGUCUCUUAUGUAUUGCCACUUUUCUGCGACAUUCCUCCUCAGUUAG